This is a messenger RNA of Drosophila persimilis, 2925 nucleotides long. RefSeq names its product tachykinin-like peptides receptor 99D (gene TkR99D). Bases 573 to 2168 code for a protein of 531 amino acids. The transcript has 10 exons. Gene Ontology annotation, cellular component: plasma membrane. The record is from RefSeq and is a predicted model, not a curated record. Gene Ontology annotation, biological process: G protein-coupled receptor signaling pathway. Lineage: Eukaryota; Metazoa; Arthropoda; Insecta; Diptera; Drosophilidae. Gene Ontology annotation, molecular function: tachykinin receptor activity.
CGUUUUGCUUCGCGUUGUGUGGCAGUGUGGCAGGUCGAAAAUGAAAUGAAAAUGUUGCGAAAAUGCUGAGAAAAUGCCGGCGGCAUAGCCUGAUCCGUAUCGUAAUUGAAUUCGUGGCAGUGGAUUUAAAAUAAAAUUGAAUUUUGUGAAACACAAAUAACCACGCAGCAUCGGUAUUGGCAUCGGCAUCGGCAGCAGCAGCAGCAGCGGCAACGGCAUCGAAUAGCAAAAACAAUAAACUAGUCGUUAAACGUGAAUAUACAAAUUGGUGUUUUGUUUAAAACUAAUAGACAUAAACAAUAAGCACCGAAUCGCAGAUCUGCAGACCUGCAGAUCCCCCGAAAAAGAGGGAAUUUAUUUUUAAAUACAAUUCCAUUGUUUCCAGUGGGAGAUAUUGCUCAUACGCCUCAUUGGCAUAGUCAAAGCAGAGACCAGAAGCUGUCGUUGUUCCCCUGGUUCCGAAGCUGGUAAAUGGAAAACAAAUAGGAGAACCGAAAAAAGGACACGCAACAUUAGCUAAGCACACACAUCACACACAGGAUACAGGGUACAAAGAACAAUACGUCCGGAGAAUGAUGGAAAGCCACAGCGGAGCCGGAACCGGGGUGGAGGACUCUCCGGACACUGAGAUCAACUGGAGUAACUGGAGCACACCCGCCGUCAUGCUGUACAACGCCAUGAGCAGUGUCACGCCCGUCCCCGACUUCAGCCAGGACUUUGGUCUGCCCAGCAACGCCUACAAUCUCAGCCAAACUUUGCAGACUCCGACGGGCCUGCCAUCCUCCGAGGCUCCCAACGGGGAAGGGAACGAGGCGGCGGCGGCAAUGGAGACAGCCGGCUCGUUUGCAUUCGUGAUGCCCUGGUGGCGUCAGAUCCUGUGGAGCAUACUCUUUGGCGGCAUGGUCAUUGUGGCAACAGGCGGCAACCUAAUUGUUGUAUGGAUUGUGAUGACCACCAAGCGCAUGCGAACAGUCACCAACUAUUUCAUAGUGAAUCUCUCCAUUGCGGACGCGAUGGUCUCGAGUCUGAACGUAACCUUCAACUACUACUACAUGCUGGACAGCGACUGGCCCUUCGGCGAGCUCUACUGCAAAAUCUCGCAGUUCAUCGCCAUGCUGAGCAUCUGCGCCUCGGUCUUCACCCUCAUGGCCAUCUCCAUCGACAGAUACGUGGCCAUUAUGCGGCCGCUGCAGCCCCGGAUGAGCAAGCGAUGCAAUUUGGCCAUUGCAGCGGUCAUCUGGCUGGCCUCCACACUCAUCUCCUGCCCCAUGAUGAUCUUCUACAAGACCGAGGAGGUGCCUGUCAAGGGCCAGAGCCCACGGACUGUCUGCUACCCGGAAUGGCCGGACGGUCAGACCAACCAUUCCAUGCUGGAGUACAUCUACAACAUACUCAUCAUGAUACUCACCUACAUUCUGCCCAUUGUGUCCAUGACGGUCACCUACUCUCGCGUGGGCAUCGAGCUGUGGGGCUCCAAGACCAUCGGCGAGUGCACGCCCAGGCAAACGGAAAACGUCCGCAGCAAACGGCGGGUGGUGAAAAUGAUGAUUGUGGUCGUGCUGAUAUUCGCCAUUUGCUGGCUGCCCUUCCACAGCUACUUCAUCGUCACGUCCUGCUACCCGGCCAUCACCGAGGCGCCCUUCAUCCAGGAACUUUAUUUGGCCAUAUACUGGCUGGCCAUGAGCAACUCCAUGUAUAAUCCCAUUAUUUACUGCUGGAUGAAUUCGCGCUUUCGGUACGGGUUCAAGAUGGUCUUUCGUUGGUGCCUGUUUGUGCGGGUGGGCGCGGACUCCCUCAACCGAAGGGAUAACCUGACUUCGCGGUACUCCUGCUCCGGCUCGCCAGAUCACAAUCGCAUCAAGCGCAAUGAUACACAGAAGUCGAUACUUUACACCUGCCCCAGCUCACCGAAGUCGCAUCGAAUUUCCCAUUGUGGAGUUCUCCGCAAUGCGCCGCUGCGAUCCAGCCAGCAGCAUGAGGUCCUGCACCGCCACUCGGCGCCAGCGGAGCACCUGAGCCUGAGCCACACCAACAGCAACAGCAACAGGAAGCGAAUGCCAUACCAGCAGGAGCUGCAGCACCGCUGGACCGGACAGAGCAGUGGUGCCUCUAAUACCAGCAGUUCCGCCUUGGCAAUGGAAGGUCAGACCACUCAGCUGCUCUCCUGACAGCCGGUUGGCCUGACCCCGACGAACCCGACAAACCCGACGAUGCCGAUGGAAAGCGUUGAGAUGCAGAUGCAGACACAGAUAGUCUCCUCAUCGCCCUACAACAAUAACUAUAGAGGCGCCAACCUGGGAGGCCGGACUGGGCCAGGGACAGGGUCAGGGAAUGGCAAUGAUGCAGCCGAUGACAAAACCUGGCUAUAAGCUUACUUUAUUUAGGUCUCGAAUUUAUACUUUUAGCAGGUCAAAGCCAAACAGAAAUAUUGUAUAUCCUCCUUAUACAUACCACAGACAGUACCACAAUAUAACCCCAGCACUGCGACCGCCCAUUGCACAUAUCAUACGUAAAUCGGUGGAUUUUCAUUUAACAGCACUACUUAAAAAAAGCUCUUUUGAAAUCUGAAGACUAUUUCAUCAGCAGGAAGGAUACAUCAAACUAAAGAGUCGAAAAAGUAAGAGUCCCCAUAUUUUGUUUGUUUUUAAGGUGUAAAUACUGUACUGGUUCCUCGAGUUUCCAUUUCACUCGUCCCAAUUCCAAUUCCAAUCCAGUCUAAUCGCAAUCCCAAUCCCAUCAAUCCGCUUUAAGCUGCCGUCUUAAGCUGUACAAAAUAUGUAAUGAAGUAAUCAACCUACGAGUGCGAGUACGAGUGCGUGUUCGAGUGCGAGUACGAGUACGAGUACGAGUGCGAGUAUGUUCAUGUAAAUAUAAAUGUCUGAAUGUAAACCUCUUUGCGAAUAAAACGACUUGCUAUUUAUGAAA